Messenger RNA from Salvelinus sp. IW2-2015, 1536 nucleotides. RefSeq names its product HemK methyltransferase family member 1 (gene hemk1). Gene Ontology annotation, molecular function: protein methyltransferase activity; nucleic acid binding. The record is from RefSeq and is a predicted model, not a curated record. Lineage: Eukaryota; Metazoa; Chordata; Actinopteri; Salmoniformes; Salmonidae. Gene Ontology annotation, biological process: protein methylation. Gene Ontology annotation, cellular component: mitochondrion.
AUAAUACAGUUAACUUUUAUUCUGGAAAGAUUUAUGAAUUAAUCUGAUGCACUAUUAUUCUGAAAAAUGAAUGAUGCCCGGAAGUGAAUACCCCUAAUGAAUGAUUUAAAUGGUUGGUUCUUUUGUAUUUAAUAGUUAGUACAGUCAACUUACUUAGACCACAUUCAGCUGGUUUUACACAAUAUUCAUUAAUAUAGUCAAACGCUUAUUAGCUACAUUCACAUGUUGGUCUUGUGUCAAGAGAAAGUGGAAUACCAUGUGGAUACGAUUACGAAGACCAUUGAACGAGGUUUAUAACGGCUUUAAACCACUUAAAGACGGAUUUAUUGGACACAAGUGGCUGUGCACGUCUCCGUUUGUGGCUGAAUGCGUCCCAGCCUUACCUACAGCUAGCAGGCUCACGGUGGKGCAAGCUGUCAAGUUAUGGACAGGCCAUUUCCAGCAAAGAGGUGUCUCAGAGCCACAUCUCUCCAGCCAGUACAUCAUUGCACAUUUGCUUGGUGCUAAAACAUUAGAGGGCAUUGGACAGGACAGGCUGGCUGAAUUCCUGACACAAGAACAGACAGAGCAGACAUGGGAGCUCUGUACCAGACGUCUCACCAGAAUGCCACUGCAGUAUGUGAUUGAAGAGUGGGACUUCAGAGAUCUGACACUGAAGAUGAGACCUCCCGUSUUUAUCCCCCGGCCUGAAACUGAGGAGCUGGUUGGCCUAGUGCUUACAGAUCUCCAGAUGAAGCAGGGGACUGGAUUAAGUGAGGAGACCAGCUUCAAGUGCCUGGAAGUGGGUUGUGGCUCUGGUGCUAUCUCCCUCAGUUUACUUAAAAGCCUCCCACAGCUCAGAGCGAUUGCURUAGAUAAAAACAAGGAUGCUGUGGAUCUGACAAGAGAGAACUCACAKAGUUUGGGGUUCCAGGACCGACUUGAGGUUCACCAUAUGGAUGUGAUGAGAGAUGCAGACACAAUUGUGAGCAUGUGCAGUCCAGUCUCCACUUUGGUCAGCAACCCUCCGUACCUGUUCUCAGAGGAUAUGACAUCACUUGAACCUGAAAUCCUCAGGUUUGAGGACCAUGCUGCUCUGGAUGGGGGGAAAGAUGGCAUGCAGGUGAUAAGACACAUUCUGACUCUGGCUCCAAAGCUCUUAUCAAACCAUGGUCGUGUAUACUUGGAAGUAGACCCACGUCAUCCACAUCUCAUCCAGCAGUGGGUAGAGGAAAGUGUUAAAGAGUUACACUACUUGCACACGCAUCGUGACAUCACUGACAGGCCUCGUUUCUGCAUCCUUCAAAAAAAGGAGUGCAACACAGAUCAGGACCAACAUUGAGACUGUGAGAUAUGGAUCCUGUUUCACUGGCUUCAGACCAGCCUCAACACCCACCAUCCAUCUGCCACGUACUGUACACACUACUGAUCUCAAAUAAUGUAGAAAUUCACAAACACGCACAAAUACAUAUCGUAGAUGGGCUACAUUUAUACCGGAGGACGUUGUAGGUGCUAAUGUGUGUUUGUGUGGCAAUAAAGGAGGGUGAUAGUGACAGA